Messenger RNA from Cajanus cajan (pigeon pea), 4361 nucleotides. NCBI's taxonomy places the organism in Eukaryota, Viridiplantae, Streptophyta, Magnoliopsida, Fabales, Fabaceae. The record is from RefSeq and is a predicted model, not a curated record.
AAAUUUUAGAGAGGGAAUUUUCUGCUUUCUAGAGAGAGAGAGAGAGAAAGCGCCGUCAUUUUUCGGGAAAAGGGGUCGAAGCCUCUGAAGAGAUAGCGUAAUGGGCGAAAGCCAGAGAAACCCGAAAUGGGUUCUUUCGAUUUUCCCCUGAAACCUCUCUUUCUGCUUCAAAAUUCCUUCUUUUUUCACUUUUCAUCUUUCCCUUUUCAACUUCAGCAAGCACAAACACGAGGGAAAUUGCUAUACAAUUAAGCUGCGUUUUGUCGGCAAACUGUAGUUGGUCUUGUCUUGAGAGUUUCACAGAUUUCAGAUGCAUCACAUAUUUAUAUGGUGUAUUAAAAUUACUUAAAGUCUAGAACUUAUUUUUGAUUUGGUUUCAUAAUGUAUUAUUCUGUUAAGACUUUAGACCUAAAAAAUAUGGCAUGAUGGAACAGUCAAGGUUAUAUAAACAGCUUCAGUACAAUACCAUGGAACCUAGAAAUGAGGAGUUCCAGUCUGGAUCUCAAUCAGUAAUUCAGGACCAUAUGGAUGGCAUGCAUGCUAUUAGAAGACCGUCUGACUAUAACACAUCAGAUGUUAAACCAGUACUUAAUUAUUCAAUACAGACAGGUGAGGAAUUUGCUCUUGAAUUUAUGCGAGAUAGGGUGAAUCUCAGGAAGCCCGUAUUUUCAAAUGUUGGUGAUUCCAAUUCCAAUUAUGCAACUGGUAGCGUGGAACUGAAAGGUGUCUUAGGCAUCAGUCAUGCAGCUUCUGAAACUAGGUCAGACAUUUCUAUGCUCUCAAAAGUUGAGAAAGGUACAACAGAGUUUAACAGACAGAGUACAUCAUUACAUAGAGACAGAAGCAAUUAUGGGUCUAUUCGAUCAAUACCAAGAAGUUCAUUGAAUCAGGAGAAUAGUCGAUUUGUACGUGGGUAUGGCUCUUCUUUUGGUUCAGACAGCUCAUCAAUUAUGAUGAAGUGUCUCUGUAGCUUUGGUGGCAAAAUAUUACCUCGACCGAGUGAUGGAAAGCUAAGGUAUGUUGGAGGUCAAACUCGUAUUCUUCGUCUAAGGAAGGACAUAUCUUGGCAGGAGCUUAUGCAAAAAGCAUUGUUGAUCUAUAAUCUGGUUCAUGUACUAAAAUAUCAACUUCCUGGUGAAGAUCUUGAUGCUUUGGUAUCAGUAUCUUCUGAUGAGGAUUUGCAGAAUAUGAUGGAAGAAUGUAAUCUUCUAGAAAAUAGAGAACGCUCACAAAAGCUUAGGUUGUUUUUGUUCUCAAUGAGUGAUUUGGAAGAUGCUCAGUUUGCUCUCAGUAGCAUUGGUGAUGACUCUGAUGUCCAAUAUGUUGUUGCUGUUAAUGGCAUGGACUUUGGAUCGAUAAACAGCUCAACCCCACUUGGUGUCAGCUUUUCAACAGAUGAUUUACAUGAAUUGGAAAGGCAAACUAUUGAGAGGGAGACUAAUAGAGUUGCUGUAGAAUCUAUAGGUAUCAGCAAUGCUCCCUUGACUAACAAAUCUGAUGCUUCAUUGACUAUUCAUUCUUCACAAACAGUUCUACCAAAUUUGUCAAAUGCUUAUGAAAUCGAUCAGCAGUCUUAUGGUGACCAAAUGAUGCAAGUUGCGGAUUAUAGUCAUCAAUAUUUUGUUCACCAUGGCCUGAGUUCCACUCAUAACCCUGGGGUCGGAGGGACUCCUAUUCCUAUGGCACCUCAUCUGCUAAACAAUCAGCAAGGGUUUCUGAAUGAAGACCAUCUACCUAGUGGAUUACAAAUACAAAAUUCCCAGUUACCUACAAUGCAGGUGAGAAAGAUAGACGACAGUUCAGUUAAUCAAGGGAGUGAUCCUGGUAAAGUUUUAUCCUCUGAAACCGCAUCCGCAGCUCCCUUACAGCCUUUUGACAGUUGCUUGAAAAGUAAUUUUCCUGAAGCAGCGGUUGUAGUUACCAUGCCUGAGGGGCAUCUUCCUACGUUGCCUUCAACUAAAAAGGUUCAGAACAAGGAUUGUGAAGAGGCCUCUUCUACUUCUAGCAGUGCAUUUGUUCCUGCUUAUGUUGAUUCCCAAGCAAAUGCAAUUGAUUUGAGUUCUCUGCAUCCUCCUCCACUUCCUGAAAGAAUUUACUAUUCAGAAAGAACUCCAAGGGAGCAAGUAGAGUUGCUGAAUCGUUCCUCAAAGUCAGAUGACACACACAGUUCUCAAAUUCAUGUGUCAGAUUUACUUUCUGAUGUCACACCAGAGGAUCCAGUGACAGAAUCUAGUGAUAACUUGCAUGAUGGUAAAAUGUUAACACCAACUGUGGAAUUGGGUACUUCUGCAAAGCCCUUGCUUGCAAAUAGCCAUACCAUUGACAAUGGGUUUUCGAAAAAUCAAAUGAGCAAACCGUUGCCUGAUACAAACAGUCUGAUUAAGUCAAAACUAUCUGAGCACACAGAUCCUGAGUUGAAGCCAGUGUUGCCAAGCAAUGAAGGAACUAUAGAUGUGGAAACUGAGAAUUGUCGUAAGGAUAACUACACCAAGCCCUUGGUUGAUGAAACUGAAACCAAAACCAAAACCAAAGAUGGUAAAUCGGAUCUUCCUUCUUUGCACCAUGUUUCCUCUGCUAAGCGUCUUGAUGAUCUAGCAUCCAAUCUUCCAGAGAUUGAUUGGGGUGAAGCCUCAGGGAAGGAAUCUAAUGAUGGUUGUAUGGUACAAGAACUACCUGUUACUGUAACUGGGAAUGUAACCAAAGAUCUUUAUCAAGAUUUCCCCUCAAAUGUUGUUUCCAAACAAUCUCAAGGUGACAUUCUUAUUGAUAUUGAUGAUCGAUUUCCCCGGGAAUUGCUUUCUGAUAUAUUUUCUAAAGCAAUACUUGGAGAAGACCCCUCCAGUCUACAUCCACCGUCCGGAGAAGGAGUAGGCUUAAGCAUAAAUAUGGAGAAUCAUGAACCUAAAAGAUGGUCAUAUUUUCAUAAGUUAGCACAAGGUCUUGAUAAUGUCUCUCUUAUUGACCAGGAUCAUCUUGCUUUUUCACCCGUGAUAGAAAAAGCAGGAGAUAAUAGAACUCAUCAUGUUACACCACUAACAGCUGAUGGAGUUCCACAACAUCAUGAAGAUUCUCAUCUCAAUUUCAGUGAAGAAAAUCAAGAGGACUUGCAUAGUAGGAUUGAGACCGAAACUACUGUACUGAAGUCCAAUUUUAAUCAAUCCCAACUGAAGGAUGAGGAGAGUAUGCAGUUUGAUGUAAUGAUGGAAAAUCUAAGAACACAAGAGUCAGAGUUUGAGGAUGGCAAAUUUGAUGCAAAAAAUAGCAAUCUACCUGCACUUGAUCCUUCUUUCGGAGAUAUUGAUAUUAGUACUGUGCAGGUCAUUAAGAAUGAAGAUCUUGAAGAGUUGCGAGAACUAGGUUCUGGUACCUUUGGGACUGUGUAUCAUGGAAAAUGGAGAGGAACAGAUGUUGCUAUAAAAAGAAUAAAGAAGAGCUGCUUCACUGGUCGAUCAUCUGAGCAAGAGAGACUGACGGUAGAGUUCUGGCGGGAAGCUGACAUUCUUUCCAAGCUUCAUCACCCAAAUGUUGUUGCAUUUUAUGGUGUGGUACAACAUGGACCAGGAGGAACAAUGGCCACUGUGGCAGAAUACAUGGUGGAUGGUUCUCUUAGGCAUGUAUUACUUCGCAAGGAUAGGUAUCUUGAUCGUCGCAAGAGGCUGAUAAUUGCAAUGGAUGCAGCUUUUGGAAUGGAAUAUUUGCACUCAAAAAACAUUGUGCAUUUCGACUUAAAAUGUGACAAUUUGCUUGUAAACUUGAAAGAUCCUUUACGUCCAAUAUGCAAGGUUGGCGAUUUUGGUUUAUCCAAAAUUAAACGAAAUACCUUAGUUACUGGUGGUGUGAGGGGGACUCUGCCUUGGAUGGCACCAGAGCUGCUAAAUGGCAGCAGCAACAAGGUCUCUGAAAAGGUUGAUGUGUUCUCCUUUGGAAUAGUAUUAUGGGAAAUCCUGACUGGUGAGGAGCCAUAUGCCAAUAUGCACUAUGGUGCAAUUAUAGGUGGGAUUGUAAAUAACACAUUAAGGCCAACCAUACCAAGUAACUGUGAUCCUGAAUGGAGAACACUAAUGGAACAAUGUUGGGCACCCAAUCCUGCAGCCAGACCAUCAUUCACAGAAAUUGCCAGUCGUUUGCGCAUAAUGUCUGCAGCAGCUAGCCAAACCAAAACACAGGGCCAUAAGCCAUCUAAAUGAGUUCAACAGUGGUAUAUUGGCAUUCUUACUAUCAUACUAUACAAGGCUGGUUCUAUAUACUGUAGAUUUUCUUUUCUCUUUUGUUAGCAUAAUAAUCUAAUACUACACUUUGCAAAGUUGUUGUAUACCAAUGUUUUAAUACAAGUGCAAAAAAUUGUCAUUUCGUUACCUGUA